Messenger RNA from Malania oleifera, 2258 nucleotides. Its product is annotated as probable inactive poly [ADP-ribose] polymerase SRO5. Bases 706 to 1815 code for a protein of 369 amino acids. The transcript is spliced from 5 exons. The record is from RefSeq and is a predicted model, not a curated record. Gene Ontology annotation, molecular function: NAD+ poly-ADP-ribosyltransferase activity. NCBI's taxonomy places the organism in Eukaryota, Viridiplantae, Streptophyta, Magnoliopsida, Santalales, Ximeniaceae.
CUCACUCGGCGUGCCACGUGCUCGCCACGUUCAAACGGCGGCGCAUUAAACCGGCAGCGCCGCACGGCCACACGCAACUCAACCCGAUGCGGUGGGCUUCCUUCUCCUCUUCCCCAAGAUAUCUGUUAAUCUCUACAAGAACACCGUUUUCGAUUCCAACUCUUCUUCAUUCUUUCGUUCGUUCGUUCAUUCGUUCAUUAAUCAAACCUUCCUCUUGGUUUCCCCCAAUGACUCUUGCUAUACUAUAGAUUCAACUUCUCUUCCUUCUCUGUAUUUCUCCUUCAUCUUUUGCUCUUUUGUCUUUGUUUUUUAUCUGUAAUACAUCCUUGAUACGCGUUUAAAUUUGUUGUUCGCUCUUCUUUCCAUGGUAGCGCAGGGGGGGUUGUUCUUGAAGAAUUCUGGGUCGGUUUAGUAUUUCUUGAUUCGUAACCAUCGUUGUGUAUGUACUUUUUUCUUCGUUUCCUGGGGAUUGUUUUCAUAGAUUUCCUUUUCAAUCUUCGAAGGGUAAGAAAUAAUUAAUAAAUCGAGUUCGAUUUGGAAUCGUCAUACGGGGCUAAUUGGUGUUGAAUUCUGUCUUUUCAUCGAACAUAUCUCCCUCCUCUUCGGGAGAUAGAGCUGAUCCCUUCUACUUUUAGAAUCGUUAGGUCGUUCGUCCCAUUAGCUUUUCUUCAUCUAUUCUGAUAUCUUCCUGGGAAUUUCGCUAUUAUGGCCGAAAACGGGCAGCGAUAUCUGUCGGCAUCAAUUCCCAUGGGAAUUGCCGAAGGAAUUAGGCAUGGGUGUAGGGUUUUAGAUACUACUAAUACAGUCACAGACGAAUUAGAUGAACAAAUGAAGCAUGGGGGCAUCCAAGAUUCGUCCUCGGACAUUGACGAUGAUGAAGAUCCUUCAGUUUCUGAUUGCGGAAGUGUUACGAGCGGUGCAAAUAGUGAACUAUUUCAACAUUUCGUUGAUGGGAUGGUUAGACUGGAUGAAGGGAAUAGACUUCACGACAUAAUCAAACGGAGAUUCAUCUCGGGCUUGGGUUCUCUCACAGAACGUACCACGGUUGUUGCCAUCCAUAGAAAUUCAAAUUCUUGCUUUACAGGACGAGCCCGGCUACAAUCGUUUCAAGGUUUCUCGCGAGCGCUGGAAAGGAAGUGCGGAGGAAAUGCCAACGUCAAGCUCGCUUGGUAUGCGACGUCUAGAGAUGCAAUCAGUAGCAUCAUUUCUCAUGGUUUUGGUUAUUCCCAAGAACGCGAUAACAGCGGUUUAUAUGGCCGCGGCAUCUAUCUCUGUCCCAUUGAUUCGUCCAUCGAAAGUGUGAAAUUCUCGAGCGUUGAUGAAACUGGUCUGAGGCAUCUGUUGCUCUGUCGCGUUCUUUUGGGGAAGAUUGAGCUUGUGCAUCCUGGCUCCGAACAGUGCCAUCCAAGUUCUGAAGAAUUUGAUUCGGGUGUGGACAAUCUCGUGGCUCCCAAGAAGUAUAUUGUGUGGAGUACCCACAUGAAUACUCAUAUCUUGCCAGAAUAUGUUGUUAGUUUCAGAGCUCCUCCUAGCUUGGAAGGUUUUCUGGCAUGUCCCAUGAGGAGGCCAACUUCACCUUGGAUUCCAUUCCCAGCCCUAAUUUCUGCACUUUCCAAGAUUUUACCUUCACAUUGCGUUGGUUUAAUCACCAAGUAUCACAGCUAUAAUAGAGAAAAUAAGAUCUCUCGGCAUGAGCUGAUACAACGAGUGAGGCAAAUAGCAGGAGACAAGUUGUUAACUGCAGUUAUCAGGGCUUACAGAGCCAAGAAAUCUAAAGCACCAACCAUCUUUCAGCCAGCAAUGGUUCAGAAUUAGCAUAAAUGGAGUAAAUAAUACUCAGAAGCAUCCACAAAUGAAUCUUUCUCAGAUAAGGAGUACAGGGAGAUCGCAAGAUGCCAUGAGGAAGAAGAGAGGAGAGUUCUUUCAGCUAAUUCAUACUAAAACAGAUGCCUGGAGCUUAGAGAUCCCGCAGAUGACUGCUUUUGGACUUGCUUGUUAGCACAUGUUUUGGCUAUCUACUAGUUGUUAGUUAGCUAGUUCCUUACUAGUCAGUAGUAAUAAUAGUAGCAGCAGUUAUAUUAGCCAGCAGUAGUAACUAGUAGUUAGAGGAGCUGCAGCAGAAGCAGAAGCAGCAGGGUGGCAUUGUAGUUAGUUUUCUGUGCAGUAUGCCAUUGUAGUCGGGCAGGUGUUAUCAUAGUGAAAAAAUUGUAUUGUCACGUUGAUCACAAAUCAAAAAUACCAUCUAUAUUGAUUGAGAA